This is a messenger RNA of Dracunculus medinensis (Guinea worm), 618 nucleotides long. Lineage: Eukaryota; Metazoa; Nematoda; Chromadorea; Rhabditida; Dracunculidae. The record is from the annotation of a GenBank genome assembly.
AUGGUGAAAUGGUCAGAUACACUUGAUACGGCGUCCGCAUCUCCUGACGCGCAUGAUACUUCGAGCCCGGUGGUACAUGCGAUAAGUUUACAAUCUGGGCUUAAAGCGAUUCCAAGGCUGGUAAAUAAAAUGUGCUCUCAAGCUAGGCCGUAUCAGCGUGGAACAUCAGAAUACUUAUGGACGUUGCAAGCCAAACGAUCACUGUCCACACCUUGUCUAAGUAUCGUGUGGAUAUCGCCUGUUGGAGGUCCGUCUUCUUCACUUGAGUCACGUGGAACUCCCGGACAACCAACACUUCAACCAGUUCGAUUAUACCUUAGUCAGUCGCCAUUGGAAAAGUUCCGUACUCGUUCCUAUCGCGGAGCUGAAACGGGCAAUCUUCAAGGAUCUAACCAUGUUAUGGUUCGAGCCAAGAUCCGCAUAAAAUUGACAACUCGAAAACAGCAUCCCCCGAGAUCCUUCAACUAUCUCAAACUAAACAAUUUGAGGAUAUUUCAAACCGAAUUAUUGAAGCAUCUCAAUAAUACAAAUAUCAAUGAUUUUUCUGGAACGGCAAAUGAAUACUGGUCCAAACUAAAGGAAUGCCUCCAUAAAUCAACCACUUCUAGGGCAUACUAG